UGUGUUGUGCUCUGAAGGUUUUGGAUAAUUUUUAUUUUUUGUGUUAUUGUAGCUAAUUACAGCUAUUUUUUUCAUUCAAUGAUAUAGUUGGUCAACUAAUCGAUCUCCGUCAUGGCAGAUGAAAAAACCAUCAAAUUGAUUCACAAAACGUUCAACAUUUAUGGUCUAUCGAUAACAAAGAAACUUAGUACAAUCGUAGCUAAACACUUGCAGAGUAAUCCAGAGCUAGAUCCAGAGAGCUGGUUAACAAGAGUUGUAGAACAAAUUUUAACUCAGAAUUUGACCACUCCACAGGUGGAUAUUGAACACAUAAAACUUGCCAUAAAAGAGUGUAUCAAGCCAGAAAGUACCUUGCAAGAAACAGAGACUGUUUUAAAUGUCAUAGAUGCCUUUACAGUGCCAAAAGUUGUUUAUGACUUGAACAAGCAAAAAUAUGUGAUAGAAAAGGCCGAUUUUGAUUUAUUUCCUGAUGCCAAACACAAAUCGCUCGUGUUCAAAGAACGUUUAGAUUUAUUGUGGUACAAAACACUAAAACACCCAAUUUUUGCUCCUUCUAAAUUGGGGCGCACUGACGAAAAUAAGCUGCAAUUAGUUCCAAUUGAAUAUUUAUUAAGCGAAUGUAAGACAAAAAAUGUUUGUAUUAUGGGUUUGUUGUCGCAGAUAACUGAAGGACACUUUUACUUGGAAGAUUAUGGUGGAUCAGUCAAGUUAAAUCUGAAAAAAGCCAGUUUUAACUCUAGUUUGGUUGUGGAAGGUUCAAUUGUUUUAGCCACUGGUAAAUACUCAGAUAAAGUAUUGCACGUAGACAAUAUUGAUUUUCCACCACAUGAAGCUCCAGACGAAAGUAGAGUGAAUUUUGGUGAUGCCAAUGUUUUUGGUGGCCCCCAUCCAUUGUCGUUGAGAUUUUCAGAUAAAUUAAAAUUGUUCGAAGACAGUAAUUCGGCAAAUUUUUUCGUUUUUAUUUCAGAAUUUUGGGUAGACAAUGAAGUAGUUUUAAGUAAAUUUGAAAUUUUAUUAUCUGGUUUCUCGGAAAGUCCUCCUGUUGCCAUUGUACUGUGUGGACAUUUUUCCAAUUCUACAUCAAAUGUUGCAAGUGCUAAAAAGUUAAGAGAGGGGUUUAAAAAAGUAGCUGGAAUCAUUAGUCGAUAUCCACUGAUACAUCAAAACACUAAAUUUAUAAUCGUGCCUGGACCUUUUGAUUUGAGUGCUCCGAAAAUUUUACCAAGAGCACCUCUGCCAAAGUAUAUAAUGGAAGAUUUUUUGAAAGUAGUUCCAGGAACGUAUUUAGCUACAAACCCUUGCAGAAUACAAUAUUGUACAAAAGAAAUUGUUGUUUUUAGAGAAAAUAUGUUGUCCAAAUUGUCCAGAAAUACUCUAUGUUAUCCUAAAAAGGAAAUAGAUGAAAACGGCCAAGAGAGAGGAGAAAAAGUUUAUGAAGCUUUUGCUAAAUCGAUUAUUCGCCAAUCGCACCUGACUCCGUUAUUAUUUUCAACGAUUCCUGUAUACUGGAAACAUGAUCACGCACUUCAACUUUAUCCAACACCGGAUUUACUUGUUGUGGCUGAUGAUUUUCAAUCUUAUACCACAAAGUACAAUGAAUGCCAAGUUACAAACCCAGGAUCAUUCGUUAAGAGUAAUUUUUCAUUUAAAGUGUACUGUCCAAAAGAAAAUUUAGUUGAAGACUGUGAUAUACCUGAUGACACUGAACUUUAAGAUAAGGAACCAAAAAAAUAAAUUAAGUGAAUGGGCACG
Molecule: messenger RNA, 1752 nt
Organism: Copidosoma floridanum
Lineage: Eukaryota; Metazoa; Arthropoda; Insecta; Hymenoptera; Encyrtidae
Gene: DNApol-epsilon58
Product: DNA polymerase epsilon subunit 2
Biological process (GO): DNA-templated DNA replication; error-prone translesion synthesis
Cellular component (GO): epsilon DNA polymerase complex
Molecular function (GO): DNA binding
Source: RefSeq, a predicted model, not a curated record